GUGAAAUCCUGCAAAACCCAGUAGCGCAGAGAUCGGCAAGGGCGAAUUUCCCGAGUGUCUGUAAUCUUUAACCAUGUCUCAGACUACUGUCCUCAAGGUUGCUAUGUCAUGUCAAGGCUGUGUUGGAGCCGUCAGGCGUGUCUUGGGAAAACUGGAAGGAGUCGAGACAUUUGACAUCGACAUUGAUGCGCAAAAGGUGACUGUGAAAGGCAACGUGGAGCGCGAUGUAGUUUUCCAAACUGUUUCCAAAACCGGGAAGAAGACUGCCUACUGGGAAGACGAAGCCCCAGCAGCAGCACCAGCACCGGUGGCAGCCGCAGCAGCUGCCCCUGCACCGGCGGCAGCCCCAGCAGCAGCACCUGCACCGGUGGCAGCCCCAGCAGCGGCACCUGCACCAGAGGCGGCCCCAGCAGCAGCAGCACCACCAGCUGAAGCAGAAGCUAAACCUGCCGAGAGUGUGGCUGCUGUUUAAAGUAUUACACCUAUUUACUAAUGGAAAUUUUCUGUUGAAUGCAUAAGGUCUUUACUUGGUCAAGCUAAUAAUGAUGUAUUAGUACGUAAACUCGGCUUCUGAGUCUGUAAUAUUUUGACAAGUGCCUCUUGAUUGGCCUUCUACGUUAAAACUCAAUUAUAAUCUACAGAUAUAUUUUUGUUUUUUUGCCUCAAA
Molecule: messenger RNA, 667 nt
Organism: Cucurbita pepo subsp. pepo (vegetable marrow)
Lineage: Eukaryota; Viridiplantae; Streptophyta; Magnoliopsida; Cucurbitales; Cucurbitaceae
Product: copper transport protein ATX1
Molecular function (GO): metal ion binding
Source: RefSeq, a predicted model, not a curated record